AUGGCAGACGGGCAAAGAGAAGCUGAGGGCCUCAGCAGCAGAGAAGGGAACGGGGACAAUGGAGGGGAAGAGCAGGCUACGGGAAGCCCACUUCGACCUGAGGGCGCCGGCCAAAUCUCGAAUCCUCCAGUUGUCGCCGUAGGACCGUCGCCCAUAGCUUCUCUACACAGAGCUGGGACACUGCCAGUCAGAAGAGCCCAUAACGAAGCUGAGGUUGUCACUACGGAUAGAAACAGACGCCGAGGGCGAACAAUCAGCACACGGCCGAAGAACUCGGAGCAUCGCCAACUAUCUCCACGCUCGCAAAUCUUGGGGAGAUCUCUGCCUAAUAGGAACAAUGAUAAUGGAGGAGACGGAGGUCUGGAGCCCAUCCGUGAGAGAGGAGGACAAGCAGAAGCGAGUUAUGCGAGGCCCCGACGAAGCUCGGUGUCUGAUCGUUCGUUCGUCUCGCCUGGCAUACGCCAUCGCUCGACUACUUGGAACAUGGCCGCCGGUCGCCAACGGGGGACAACUCUGAACAGGAGGCCGACCAUCCUCCUCGAUCCGCAAGCACAGGCGAGUGGAAGGGACUUUGACGCCCAGUCGAACAAUUUUACCUUGGCCGGACCGGCGCCUGUGGAAGCUGUCGCGGCAAACCAGCCGUACGUCGAUCCAGGCUAUGCUGACUUGAACCCUGCCUAUGAUCAACCCAUCAACACGAGGCCCGUAUGGGGUCUGGCAAAACCAUUGCCGCGUGUAGUCAGACCUGGCAUGGUCCCAUCGAGGAGCGAGUUGAACCUUCAGAUUCCAAGUGCCCAGCAGCAGGCGCAGGAUGCAGCAAACACGGAUCUCGAGCAAGGAAGGGUAGAGGCGACGCUGAACAUCAACAAAAUCUCACCCCAGCUACAACUGGCGAGGCAACAGAGAGAGAACCGCUUGGUCGGCACACUCCAGAGGGUCAACACUAAUAAUCUCACUCCAACUUCGCCCCUGGCCCACCACAACUCUCACAACCAAGGACUCAGCCCGCGACCUUCUAGCUUGAACUCGCAAGUGAUUGAAGAAGAAGACGAGCAAGAAACAGGGUUCAAACGACCCCGACUCUCUGAUCUGAAACCAGUUCCCGAACAGGCACCAACAACAUCUCACGACUAUCCUGAUGAUGCUGCCUCUGCUAUCACGGAAAAGCCGGAAGAUGGGGAUCUUGACGGCGACUGGAUCGGUGAGGAGAUGCCUCUAGCUGCUUUUGACCCCGAGACCGAUGAGAUUCAUAACCUCCAUACCCACUGGUCGGUCAUCAGGCUGCGCUUCCGGGAACCACUUGCUGAGUUGCUAGCCGUCACUGUCCAACUCACCCUUGGGUUCUGCUCAGAUCUGGUCGUUGUGACUUCGAAGAAUACGGCCGGCAAUGCCGCGACGACUGACUGGGCUUGGGGGCUGGCCAGCAUGAUCGGGAUCUACAUCGCAGGUGGUAUUUCUGGUGCUCAUCUCAACCCAGCUAUCUCAAUCAUGCUAUGGAUAUACCGUGGAUUUCCUCUCGGCAAAAUCCCCGCAUAUAUGUUUGCGCAAAUACUUGGUGCAUUCUUAGCCGCGCUCAUUGCUUUCGGCCUCUACAAGAAUGGGAUAGUCGAUUACGGUGGCUCGGAUCUCGGAGUGGGCGGGACGGCGUCUGCAUUCGUCACCUUUCCCCGAUUCGAAUACCUCGACGUCUCCGAAUCCUUCUUCACGGAGUUCACCGGGACAACGAUUCUCGCCAUCGCUGUGCUGGCCCUCGGAGACGACGCCAACGCGCCCCCCGGAGCGGGCAUGAACGCCUUCAUCCUCGGCCUGAUCAUCACGGUGAUCAGCAUGGCUUUCGGCUACAACACUGGCGCGGCUCUCAACCCUGCGCGCGACUUCGGCCCUCGUCUCGCCCUGCUGGCCGUGGGCUACGGUGGCAAGAACGUCUUCCCCAACAGCGGCUACUUCAUCUGGGGCCCGUGGUGCGGACCGAUCGCUGGCGCCAUCUUCGGCGCCUUCCUCUACGACGCGGCUAUCUUCGUGGGCGGCGAGAGUCCGGUCAACUACCCGCGGAAGAGGAUGAUCCGGGCAAGCAAGAAAUGGCGGAAGCGGAUGGGGCAGCGAUACAGGAAGGGCAAGAGCAAACUGCGGCUCGGUGGACGGGGAGGGGACACGGGGAACGGGAAUGAUUUCGUGCGCUGA
Messenger RNA from Drepanopeziza brunnea f. sp. 'multigermtubi' MB_m1, 2181 nucleotides. RefSeq lists its product as uncharacterized. Lineage: Eukaryota; Fungi; Ascomycota; Leotiomycetes; Helotiales; Drepanopezizaceae. Gene Ontology annotation, cellular component: plasma membrane. Gene Ontology annotation, molecular function: glycerol channel activity; water channel activity. The record is from RefSeq and is a predicted model, not a curated record. Gene Ontology annotation, biological process: water transport; glycerol transmembrane transport.